This is a messenger RNA of Lampris incognitus (smalleye Pacific opah), 3042 nucleotides long. RefSeq lists its product as uncharacterized. The coding region runs from base 1 to 3042 and encodes 1013 amino acids. Gene Ontology annotation, cellular component: plasma membrane. The transcript is spliced from 19 exons. The record is from RefSeq and is a predicted model, not a curated record. Gene Ontology annotation, molecular function: vitamin transmembrane transporter activity. Gene Ontology annotation, biological process: vitamin transport; transmembrane transport. NCBI's taxonomy places the organism in Eukaryota, Metazoa, Chordata, Actinopteri, Lampriformes, Lampridae.
AUGUACUGUUGGGCCAAGCUGAGGUCCUCUGGUUGGAUUUAUCCCACUGCUGUGCUUUCGCUCUAUGGAUUUUUUGCCAAUUGUAGAGUGGCAGAGCCCUUUCUUACACCAUACCUAAUUGGACCACAUAAGAACAUCUCUGAAGAAGUGGUGACUAAUUACUUGUUCCCCAUCUGGACAUACUCCUACCUGGUCAUUCUCUUCCCUGUAUUCUUGCUGACUGACUUCUUGAGGUACAAGCCCCUCAUUGUUCUACAGGGGCUCUUUCUGGUGACCAACUAUAUCCUGCUCUGCUUCGCCUCCAGCCUGCCUGCAAUGACCUUCCUUCAGGUCAACUAUGCCGUGGUAACUUCCACAGAGGUGGCCUAUUUCUCUUACAUCUACAGUGUAAUACCAACUGAGAGGUACCAGCAAGCCACUGGUUACUUGCGCAGUGCUAUGCUGGCUGGGUACACUUUUGGGGCCACCCUGGGCCAGCUGCUGGUCUCCCUGGCAGGGAUGGACUACUUCUACAUCAAUGCUAUCACUCUGGGGAUAAUGAGUGUAGCUUUUAUUGUGUCCCUCUGGCUACCCCUGCCUCAGCGCGGCAUUUUCUUCCAAGGUAAAAUAGCUGGGUCCCAGCGGGAGGAAGAGGUAAUGGAGGAGAAGAAGGGGGGUGAUGAAGAGGCCGUGAAGAAUGAGAAAGAGGUUGGCACAGGGGCACAGAAGACAAAAAGGCAGGGCAGCGGUAAUUGGUGCAGCAGGGAUAACGUGGUCCAUGCUAGCCAGCUGCUCUGGAGAAGCUUCAAGGAGUCCUACUCUUCCAGGCAUUUGGUCUAUUGGUCCUUGUGGUGGGCAUUGGCCACAGCCGGAUAUGUGCAGGUCUUCAACUACAUCCAGCUGAUGUGGGACCACAUUGAGCCUUCAGCAACAUCAUCCAUCUACAAUGGAGGGGUAGAGGCUGUCUGCACUCUUGUAGGUGCUGCAGCUGCCCUCUCUGUGGGUCAUGUCAAGGUGAUGUGGGACGUGUGGGGAGAGAUGGCUUUAGGCUUAUUCUCAGCAGUGGGAACGGGAGCCGUGUUUCUCAUGGGGCUCACCAACAGCAUCUGGGCCUGUUAUGCUGGUUAUGUUGUUUUCAAAGCCUCCUACAUGCUCCUCAUCACUAUUACGACAUUUCAGAUUGCAUCCAACCUCUCUAUGGCAUGCUAUGCUUUGACAUUUGGAAUCAACAAUUUUGUCGCUCUCUCACUGCAGACCAUUGUCACAGCUAUCGUAAUAGAUGAAACUGUGCUAGGACUGGAUAUUGUGACACAGUUCAUCAUCUACGGCAGCUACUAUGCUGCCAUUUCGGCGCUGUUCCUGAUUCGAGGGACAUACACAGUGUGUACGUAUCACUGCAGCGCUAAAAGGAGAGACCAAGGAGCAAAAGAGCCCAAAUACAAUGGCCUUGUCCUCAGAGGAAGCAGGAUCGUCGUGCCAAGGUCAGUGAGAGCGGUGAUCUCAAGUGAGAGCACCACUCUGAGAUCCUUCGCCAUCAGGACGCAGCAAGAAGCAGAGCUGAAGCGGAACCGCCGUCACCUCCAACCAGGGCCGGCUCCCCAGCUCAUCCCAACAGCAUCCGGUGAGAGCACAGGGACAGACACCCACUCUGACGGAACCACCAUGUUAGAGACUGUUCUUGUCAGUCAGAGUGUGGCUACAUCCACACCCCCUCUACCCAGUCAGACUGUGUGGACGGCUGUUUCACUGAUACUGCAUGCCAUUGAACCACUGUCCAACAUGCCACCCAUUGUCACUGUCCCACCCAUCACCACAGGUGUGAAGAAAAAGACUGUCACUGCUGCCAACUCUGUGAAUAUUCUGAUAAACAACUUUAAAAGAGGCAUGACUUGCAGCACGGUGACACACCUUGAAUUGGGACAAAUGCUGGAGAGGGGCAAGGAGGAUGACACACAUGACGUUGAGCUUGGAGGGAAAGAGGUGAGGGACUGGGAGUGUGGCACGGCUCAGACUCUGCUAGGCUUGUUGAUGGUGGAUUGGGAUCGCUUGCUUUCUGAGUUUCACCCUCACAACCCCUGCAACCUACCUCUUCCGUUCCCUCUGGACCUCCACGACGCUCGGCUUCACCUGAGUAUCCACUCCUCACCACCAGAGUUGGGGAGCGUUCACGUUCCCCAUCACCGGACUCUGAUCCUGAGGUCCCCAGCGCCUCCCAACGGGCACGGCAUGCCCUACGGCGCCACUGAUGCCAUCUGCUGGCAGACUGGCAGCACGGCUCUGCUUUUCCCCGGUCACUCAUUCCCUCAACUACAAAUACGAGAGCAAAGAGAAAGCCCUGGUGAAGGCAGGGAAGAAAGAACAGGUCCCAAGAUUGAGGAUGCUGAGGAGGCUGGACGUACAGAGGGACUUGUCCAGGUUCUCCUCCAGCUGUGGAGGGACUUCCUCCAGUGUUACUCUUCCCCGCAGCUGCUAUACUGGUCAGUUUGGUGGGCACUGGCCACCUGUGGCUACAACCAGACUGCCAACUACGUACUGUGGGAGGAUGUGCAGCCUUCCCAGAAUUACAAUGGAGGGGUGGAGGCUGUUUCAAACCUGUUCAGUGCAGCCACAGCCUACAGUGUAGGCUUCACUCAGGUGAACUGGGCUCAUUGGGGUGAGUUAGCCCUGGGUGGCCUCUCUGUCCUGGGGGCUGCAGCACUCUUUGCAAUGACCUUCGCAGGCAAUAUCUGGGUCUGCUACACUGGCUACAUCGUUUUCAAGUGCCUAUACAUGCCAUCAAUUACCAUAUCCAUGUACGGUGCAGCUGAUCUGUCACUAGAAAGAUUUGCACUCAUCUUUGGAGCAAACAACUUUGCAGCUUCAGCUCUACAGACCAUUAUCACCUCCAUAGUGGUCGACAGUGGAGGGCUUGGUCUGCACAUCGUCCAGCAGUUUACCAUAUAUUCCAGCUACUACUCAGUCACUGCCAUUAUAUUCUGUCUGCAGGGAAUAUUCACCAUUUGCAGAGGAAAGAAAACCCAGUUGGAGUCAACGCUUAAGAAAAAGUGUUCCCCAAGACCCUGA